Marchantia polymorpha subsp. ruderalis is the source of this 1802-nucleotide messenger RNA. Lineage: Eukaryota; Viridiplantae; Streptophyta; Marchantiopsida; Marchantiales; Marchantiaceae. The record is from the annotation of a GenBank genome assembly.
AUGGCCUCGUCACUCGUCCUCUGUCUUGUGUCACUGCUGAUGGCGACGAUCUCGACGACGACGUCCACGCCGCAGGAAUUGAAUCGAGAUGCAAACUCAGACCCGACCGAUCGGCCCUCUGGAAGCCCGGGGCGAUCGGAGACGCCCGAGAUGUCUGGCGGUCCGUGGCGCAGCAUCCAGGCCGAGCUGGUGCACAAGGACCACCCGCUGCGGGCAGCUCCGGGGAGCCUGUCGUUAAAGGAGAGAGCGGAGCGCGACUUCUUGUCGAGCAGGAGGCGGUCGGAGUUGCUGCGGUCGCGGCACGAGCGGUGGCUUGCGGCCGGCGACGGCGUGCUGCCGACGUACGUGAGCAACCUGACGUCGAGCGUGAACGAGGCCGAGUACGUCAUGACGAUCUCGCUGGGCACGCCGGCGCAGAACUUCGUCGCGAUCGCGGACACGGGAAGCGACCUGACGUGGCUGCAGUGCCAGCCGUGCGCGCACUGCUUCCCGCAGGCGGACCCGCUGUACGACCCGUCGAGGUCCUCGUCGCACGCCAACCUGACCUGCAUUGACAGCGCGUGCCAGAGGUUCACGUCGCAGUACCCGGGCUCGAGUUACUCCAACUGCCCGCUGCAGUCGAGCUCGAGAUCGAACGCGAGCUGCAACUUCUCCUACUACUACGGCGACGGCUCCAACACGACGGGCGACCUCGUCGUCGACACAAUCCACCUAACGUCCACCGACGGCGCCGUCGCGGACGUGCCAAACUUCGCCUUCGGGUGUUCGCAGAGCAGCUUCAGCGACUCGGGCCUCUCCACGACUAACGCCGACGGGCUCGUCGGGCUCGGCCAGGGCGACAUCUCCUUCCCGUCGCAGCUCGGCGCCAGCUUCGGCAACAUCUUCUCCUACUGCCUGGUCCCCCCCAGCGCGACGCUGACAAGCCGUCUCCUCUUCGGGAGCGCCGCGCUGUCCAACGCGACGGGCAUCCAGUACACCCCGAUGCUGUCCAACUUGACGACGUUCUACUUCGUCGGGCUCCAGGCCAUCAGCGUUGCGGGCCAGCCGCUGGACAUCCCCAGCUCCGUCUUCGCCAACAACGGCACCGACGGCGGGACGUUCUUCGACUCCGGCACGACGAUCACGCAGUUGGAGCCCCAGGCGCUGGACGCGCUGGUCACCGCGCUGGCCGCCGCGAUUCCCUUCCCGCAGAUCCCCAGCACGAUAAGCGGCUCCGAUCACUGCUGGAACGCGUCGGGCCUGACGAACGCCGAUAUCGGCGCGCGCGUCCCGACCGUCUCGUUCAACUUCACCGGCGCCAACUACGACCUGUCCUACGACAAUACGUUCUUGACCUUCGACGACGCGAGCUUCUGCCUGAACAUCGGCCGCGGCGUGCUCGGGUCGGGGUCCAUUAUCGGCAACUACCAGCAGCGCAACGUCUACGUGGUCUACGACCGCGCCAACAGCCAGAUCGGGUUCGUUCCGCGCAACUGCAGCGACGCAGUUUCCGUCUAGCCUUCUACCAACACCGGGACGUCGUCCGCUUCCAGGUCUGCGUCCGCCGGCACCAGGUUCAGAGCCGGCCUGGAGCGCGUGAUGACGCGCGUCCUCCUUCUACAAAUGUUAUCGGUCAUUUAUUUAUAUCUUUUAUAGAGUGUUGUAGAUAUCUCCCGUCGCUAGCUUAGGAGGGUUUUAGAUUUUGCCAUGAUUCUCUGCUUGUAAGAAAACGCCGUGCCAAAACUCUGUCAAUGUACAUUUGUAGAUAUUACGUCUGCAGCCUUCGCAAUCCAAAGCUUUUGUGAGCUCUGUUGCCCACAACU